GCGCGCAUAGGUUUCAGAAAAAUUUAAUUAAAUACAUUUUUUCUUUGACAUUAUUUAUUCUGUUUUUAUGAAUUGGCAUAUUCAAGACUAGUUCAGUCUGCAUGUUUUAGUGUUAUAUUUUUUGACGUAUUUGGGAUUUAAUGAUGGCUGGAAAAACGCUGCAGGUGUUGCUUUUAAUUAGUUUGAAGUUCGUCUACAGCACAGUGGACCCUCCUCGAGACCUGACCAUAACGGACCCGGGGCACUUAGGAAACCUGGAGAUCCGCUGGAGCCCCUCACAGGAGCAAGUCCGGAUGAAGGAGCAGGGCCAGUGCUUAGUGCUCUAUGAACUGCACUAUUACGACAGCUACAGCAGCAGCUGGACUAGUAUAAGGACGACCCAAACUUUAUUCAGGGCCCAGUUUAAUCUGGCCCGGGAAGUGAAAGUUCGUGUUUACACUGUUAUUUCUGGAGCCUGUGCAGGAGGUGGAACAGCCAAAAGUAAAAACUACACCGAAGUAGUUCAAAAACCAGACAUGACAGGCAUAGAUGGUCUCCAGGAUUUCUCUUGUCUGUACUAUUACAUGGAGCACCUGGUUUGCAGCUGGAAGAGAAGCUCAAAGAUGCCAUUGAAGGCACAAGGGGCACUCUAUUACUGGCACAAAGAGAUGGCACAUGCAAAAGAGUGCCCACACUACUUUAUUACUGGUGGUUUUAGGAAUGGCUGUAACUUCUCUGGAACAGAUUUACCCGCUUUCUCUGACAUUAACCUGUGUGUGAACUCAUCUUCAGACCACUCCAUCAAACCUCUAUACUCCAUGCUGCAGAUCCAAAACAUUGUGAAACCUAAACCGCCAGAACAGGUGCGUGUGGAGGAGGGUGCAGACAGGCAGCUGAUUGUACACUGGGACAGUCCCGCAGGGAGGAUACCCCAGCACUGUCUGCUGUGGCAAGUUCAGGCCAGAAGAGAGGGCCAGGAGGGUGCACACACUCUGAUCCCCUCCACAGAAACAGCAGUCAUGUUUGCUCUUCCAGAUAAUGAGACCAGCUGUCUGAGAGUUCGCUGCAUGUUGAAUAAGUAUUGUGCCAAGACUGGUGUGUGGAGUGACUGGAGUCCGUCCGUGUGCUACCCAGAGAAACCAUGCCCAGCAUCUUUACCAAGCCAGGACAUGUUUCCUAAGUAUACUGCAAUCACCAUCAUCAUGGGCCUUGUGCUAGCUUUGUGCAUGUGGACUCUCAUCAGACUGAGACUGUUGAAACAAGUGAAGAAAAGGGAAGCAUCACUCAUCACCCUGUUUGACAAGAGCUCAGCCAAGAUCAUACCAGUGGUUCAGCACAUUUAAUUGUGAAAUCAUGUGAAAUUAUUUUAUGCAAAAUUUAGCUUUAGAUUUUUAUGUUAGACUCGCACAUGUUUACUCUUAAUGUGUUACAUGUUUGUUUGCAUGUUUACACAAGGGGGGUAUUCCCUUGUAAGUGUUUUAACAAAUCUAGGUUUAUCCUGAAAUCCUGAGCUGAAUCUAGCACCAUCUUUAGCUUAAGCUUAAAGUUGUUCUAUGACAGAAAUAAGCCUGAGUCUGACCAAAGCUAAGUAAGGCCUGGAGUUUGAGCACUUUGUGCAUGCUUGCAGAGAGUCUGGGAAGGCCAGAGCAAUGGAGCAACAACAUCACAGAAAGUGGGUCAAAAAUGUGAUGUUUUUUUAUGAUCUGACUAAACGAGAGAGGAGCCACAGUGCGCACCCACAGAGUUUGAUUUGGACCACUGAACUAUUCCAGUCAAUCUGAUCUGAGGAGCGAGAGGAAAGA
Boleophthalmus pectinirostris (great blue-spotted mudskipper) is the source of this 1781-nucleotide messenger RNA. It is a transcript of the gene il13ra2, whose product is annotated as interleukin 13 receptor, alpha 2. Gene Ontology annotation, biological process: cytokine-mediated signaling pathway. The transcript is spliced from 9 exons. The record is from RefSeq and is a predicted model, not a curated record. Gene Ontology annotation, molecular function: cytokine receptor activity; protein binding. The coding region runs from base 141 to 1322 and encodes 393 amino acids. Gene Ontology annotation, cellular component: external side of plasma membrane. Lineage: Eukaryota; Metazoa; Chordata; Actinopteri; Gobiiformes; Gobiidae.